CCACUGUGGUCCUCGCAUCAAUGUGAAGCUUGCGUGAGCUUACUUACUUUAAGGUACCGUGGGUACUUACCGUUGGUGAGGCCUUCAUCCCCGUUCAUGGCUAUUCCAUCCCAUCUCACAUCCGCUUGUCCAUCCUAUGGAUUUACCUUGUCCAACCCACACCAAUCCACACGAGUCCAAUGCAAGACUGGAAAUCGACGGGCGAGAGCGAGACUGAGAGAGAAAGAGAGAGAGAGCGUGAAAUUGAAAUCAAGCAGGAAAUGGCAAAACGGCAGGAAACGGGCUGGGCACCCGGCAUCUUGGAUGCUACCUUGCCUUUUGCUGCUUCACCCAUUCACCUCUCAUCAUCCUUGGCCCAUGCAUCCUUGACUGGUAACCCGCGAUCCAGCCCAACCUCCCCCAUUUGAGUACCGUACGGUGUACGGAGUACCACACACACCACACACCAACGAAUUGCGCCAGUUCACCACCACGACGAAAUGAACCUGGCCUUGCCUUGCUUUUUUCCCUUUUUUCCCUCUCUCACUCUCUCUUGCGCGCACGCACACACACAUCCUCGCCCGCCCACCCCCCGGUCCCAUCUGCUCUUGCUGCCCACUCCGGAUGGGCUUGUCCCAACUUGCAACUUGCAAGACUCGCUGACCCAAACCCAAACCCGACCUGCAUUGGCUCUGUUUCUGGCUCACACCUCUCUCUUACACACAAGUCGCACCUUUGUUUAUUUAACCGCCCUUCCCACCCCAUCCCAACCUCCCACCCGUUCAUCUGAAGGAGCUCUAGAAACAAAACACGAGCGACAGAAGAGACAGAGAAAAAACUGAGUCUGCGAGGCUUUGCUCGUCUGCUUUUCUCACUGCUUACUCUACCUACCUUGGUAGCUCCCCUUCUUCGGCCGCCGUUGUCUUUGUCCAUCUCAAGACUCGAUCGAUCCGUCGUCGCCUGUCGCCUGUCGCAAGCGCAGUAAUAACAACGAAAACAACACCACCGCUACCGCAGGCGCAUCUUGUCGCAUCUUGUCGCAUCAUUUAACCACGCAGCAAUCAAUAGCUCAUUGCCCGGCCGUUCAGCCUUCCGACCGCCCACCAUGUUGUUCGCCGUCAUGUUUGCGGCGACGCGAUUCCUCCAAAUCGUCACCUUGAUACCCACCAUGGGCAUGCUUGCCUGGUUCGUCGAUGGCUUCGUAAAGCGCAACGUAAUCGUUCCCGACUCCAUCCUUGUCCUCUUCAUCGUCUCCGUCCUCGCCCUCGCCUGGGCUAUCUUCACCCUCUUCAGCUACCACCGCAGCAGCACAAAUGCACUCUUCGUCGCAGUCAUCGACCUCGGCUUCGUUGGUGCCUUCAUUGCCGCCGUCUGGUACCUUCGCGGCAUCAACUACGUCGACUGCACGAAUCUCGCUCGCGACGGACGCUGGUCUGCGAACUUCCCCGGCCUCGUCACCAUCUCUGGGCCCCGAUUCAACCUCUUCACCGACAAGCCCUGUGCCAUGCUCAAGGCAUCCUGGGUCUUUGGCAUCAUCAACACCAUUCUCUUCUUCUUCACCGCUGUUCUCGCCUGGAUGCACGGUGACCGCCUGUCCUCCAGCUACGAGCGCAAGUCCUACCACCACGGCCGUCACCGCCGCCACCGCUCCCACAGCCACCGCUCCCACAGCCGUCGCAGCUCCCACUCUCACCGUCGCGUCUACGUUUGAGACCUAUCCAGUCGAGAUUUAUGACAAUCGCACUGACUUUAUUACUUUUUGGAGAGGGAGGGAAAUUUGACGACUUGUACAAGAACGAGAGUAACAAGAAGACGAGAUGAGAUACCAUGAUGUGAUACGAUAGCAUGUGUAGAGCUUGAGACCGAUGCUCAGGAAUGGUUCAUGUAAUUCCAGCGACCUGGCGCGUAGUGGACGGCAUAUCCGUUCAUGAUGACGAAUCUAAUGACUUUGAUUCACGACAUCUUCUUUCUGCC
Messenger RNA from Colletotrichum scovillei, 1953 nucleotides. RefSeq lists its product as uncharacterized. The record is from RefSeq and is a predicted model, not a curated record. The transcript is spliced from 2 exons. Bases 1085 to 1690 code for a protein of 201 amino acids. NCBI's taxonomy places the organism in Eukaryota, Fungi, Ascomycota, Sordariomycetes, Glomerellales, Glomerellaceae.